Messenger RNA from Cydia splendana, 4144 nucleotides. RefSeq lists its product as uncharacterized. NCBI's taxonomy places the organism in Eukaryota, Metazoa, Arthropoda, Insecta, Lepidoptera, Tortricidae. The record is from RefSeq and is a predicted model, not a curated record. Bases 1 to 2838 code for a protein of 945 amino acids. The transcript is spliced from 4 exons.
AUGGCAACCAGUAGCGACAUCUGGGGCCCGUUUCUUGAACGUAAAGUACCUUUAGGUAAAAAGAUAUUAAAAUGGCUAUCAAAUCACGUCGACGUCGAACGUCGAAUAGGCAUAGUUGUGGAAAGCAGCGGGUACGCCGAGCAAGUAAGCAGUGAUCAAGAAGGCGCCGCGCCGAGCGGCUGGCGGACAAUGUACGCGCGAACGCAACGACUGAGGUUACAAGCGAUAUCGUUAGCAAUCCUGCUAGCGAUCAUCGACCAGACACAGGCCUUCACACUCCGCUACAAGUACGUGAGGCCCCACGACCUGACUGCAGAGGAAAGCAGAGUUACACAAGUCGGACACGAGGUGAAACGAGACAUCGUGGAAAAUGAGGAGUUUCAGGUUGCUCCCAUAGGCGUCGCGUUGUCACUGAUUAUGACUACAGAAAGCGAAGCGGAGACCACAUUCCAAAACGAAAUAGUGACAAGCAAUAACUUGAAAGAGACAAACCAGAUUGAACCCACUAAUGAACAAGUUCAAAGUAAAGUUAAAGUUGAAGACAAGACCACAUUCCAAAACGAAAUAGUGACAAGCAAUAACUUGAAAGAGACAAACCAGAUUGAACCCACUAAUGAACAAGUUGAAAGUAAAGUUAAAGUUGAAGACAGUACAAGUGCAGCAACUGAUAACGAAGUAAAAAGUGCACAGAACCUCAUCCCGAUGAUGAACUCGGAGCUUGAGCGUGAAAAUAGUACUCCUUUAACCCAAGUAGAGACAACUACGGUUACAACUGAAGGUAUUACUACUGAAGCCUCAACUAACAAAGAAAGUAACGAAUCUAAAACCACUGACGACAUUAUUUCGAUAGUUAAUACUACAACGCCCGAUGUUACUGUAUCAGAACCACCGAAUACAGCGGUUACUACCACUGAAUCAAAUAUUAUUGAAACGACACAUACAUGGAAAAAGUAUACUACAAUUGAAAGAAAACAUGUCACUGUUAACGAAAACGUCGUACCAUUACGAUUAGAGCGCAUAGGUGACUCGAUUAACGCACAUACGACUGAAACUAGAGUUAGUCUCGAGAAGGCAUUUAAUUUAGCACCAGAUAUACUAUCCCUGCAAGAGCUAAAAUCUCAUCUUUUGGAUGCAACAAAUUCCGUACCAACUGAAGUUAAUUCUACGGAGAUAGUAUCAAAACGAGCAGGAUAUUUAAAUCACACAACGCCAGAAUUAGACGCUUUAAUUUCAACUACUGUCAAUGCACUGCAAGCAAGUUAUGAAGUCGAAACGGAUGGAGGCGUGUACGAAAUGGACACGCAUGAAGAAAGCGAUUACACACUUAAUAAGACGUCUCACAGUCAAAUGGUAGAAGACGCGCUGAAAGAAGAACUUUUAGUAGAAGCCAAUUUAGAAGACAAGAAUCUUUUCACCACCACUCCGAAAAGCAACAGGUCUUAUGUUGAACAAAACGAAAUCACUCCUUCUCCAGAAAUUACACGCAACGACCAACAAACUGAUAAUUACCUGAUAGUUCGACCUAUAAAUAGUGAUAAAAAGAGUAUUUUAUACACAGUUAGCCCCAACUAUAAGCCUCUUAAGAAGAUAGAAGUCCAGCCUUCGAAACCUUUUGUGCGUGACCCUGACGACAAUAGCUGGAGAAACGAAAGCCUCAGUUCACUAGGAAUAGUUUUCAAAGGAAAAAACUCGACCAAAGCCUUUACAGAAGUUAUAAAGAAUAAAACUGAAAUAGUGAUGAAUAACACCACGGAACCAGAGAAAGUAUUAAUGAAAGUCGACUUGAGGGACAGGCUUGAGAAAAUUGCAGAGAAAAGGAAGAGAAAGAAGAAGAUUGAUAAUAACGGGAAUACGGAGUACGGUGAUUAUGAGGAAAAUAGCUCUGGUGAUACGCAUACGUCGAAAGAAAAACCUGAAAUUAAUUUGGCAACUUUACCGACGCCUCCGGAGUUAGUUAAUCCAGGUAUCAUAUUUGGGACCAAAUUAGAAGAAUCGCCCAACAAAUACCCUUCUAAAAAGCCCAAGUUUACACUUGAUUAUUACGAUGGAAAAGAUGAUGACGCAGACUACGCAACGUACCCUAACAUCGAUAUCUUAAAGUCUACACCGCGACCUAGAGUCCAAUGGCCGGUGACACAAAGGAUCUUAGACAAUACUCAUCAUGUCAGAACGUACUUGCCCGACAGGCAGCCUACCGUACAAUACUUCCCUCCGAGACCUAAAACGCAGAAUGACUAUAAAGUUCCACCUUUUGGGCACACCGCACAACCACAAACUGGGUCGUCUGAAACGUACACUAAAAAUACGGAAAAUAUCCCUGCGACAUAUAUCACAACUGAUAAAAUACAACACGUUGAAUACAGACCAGUGGGCACUAAUGAUGGCUUCAGGAUUCGACAUUAUAAGGACCUUCUAGAAUCCGUAGCCCAAGAUAUGGAUUACGAUAAAAACGGACCGUAUCAGAGACCGAUUACCGAAGAAGGUCCAUUAGUGAAAUCUGACUACUACGGUCUGCGGAAGGAAGGAAUCGAUAAAUACGUGGAUUACCUCAAUCAGAAUCACGAACGAUUCAAGGCCGACUUUCCGGUGGUAUUUAACACUAGCAUAGUACAUGGUACGGAAAGAGGAAAGGUGCUUGCUUCUUCCAGUGCUAUGUUUAAACGAUUAUAUAAUGGAGCUCAAACAAAGGAAGCGUUCGGUUUUAGUAACAAGCCUUUUGAUCCGAACUGCGAUAAUGUUACCGUAGAAUUGUCUCCUGCGUAUGAGUUACAUUACUAUGUUCCAGAUCAGGAAGAAACGGAAGCGGGCCACACUUUGCCAUACGGCUAUACACAUUAAUUGCUUAUAAAUGUUAAUUUAGUCUGGUUUGGUUACUCAGGGAACCUGAAUAUUGUAAAAAGUCUGACGUACUCGUAUUGGUCGCAUACAGAAAUUAAAAGGUAAAUUAUAUAUGACUAAUAAUAAUUUCUGAGACGGUUUAACUACGCAGUAUAAAUAAGGGUCGGUUUGUAUAUUCAGACGUUGAGCGUGCCAGACACGUGCCGUGGCAGACAAAAUAAUAUUCAUUGGCACGCUUAAUGUCUGUAGAUAUAAACCGAUCUUAAAGGGUACCUACCUAAAAAGAGUUAAUUCUUAUUUAUUUAAAUUCCGGGCAAUUAUUUGAUGUCAUUAAGUUGUGUAGCAGAUUUUGCAUUGGAAAUUCUUGAAAAAUUACAAAGAAUGAAAGUGUAGGUAGUUCCGUAUGAGAAAAUAAAUUUAAAAAUAAGACAAAGUAUAGAUAUAGUAAAAUUAUUAUUGUAAUGGAGGACUGACUUGGAGGUAUUUUAAAGAAAGUAAGUUUAAUAAUAUUAAAAGUUGUCAAAACCUGCUUCUUCUUCUUCCAGUGCCAUCUCCUACCGGAGGUCGGCUAUCAUGAGGGCUAUACGAACUUUAGACACAGCUGCGCGGAAUAAUGAGCGUGUGCUCUGUUUGAACCAUGUUCGGAGAUUUUUGAGCCAUGAGUUACGUCUUCGUCCGGAUGAUCUUUUCCCUUGGAUCUUUCCUUGUAUAAUGAGUUGAAGGAGUUCAUACUUCUCGUUUCGCAUGAUAUUGGCAGAUUUGGAGGGUGCAGUGGGUAUUCCUUGGGAGAGGAUACUCUAUAAAAUGUUGCAGUUGACCCAAUGAAAAAUCUGUGAUCUGGCGAGUCAGUGCCGCCAGUAAAUAAGCACUCCCUGUGCUUGGGCAGCUGCAGGCACAGUAGGCCAACGAGUGGAGGUCAAGAGCAUCGGUACAGUCGUCGGUCAACAUUUUGUCGCUCCAUAGUGACAUACAGCGAUGUGGAAGGCAAAGGGAAAACCACCACAUUAUUUUUUCUCAGGACAAUCAUUAUGGCAAAUACAACAAAACCUGCUUACAAAAAGAUAAUUUAAAGGAUAAUUUUUUUAUAUUAUUAAGCUUAGAAGAGUAUAAUGUUAUUAUUUAUUUUGGAUAAGUUAAAAGCUUAAGGUUGUUUGCCAAAGUGAAAGUUUAGUUUUAUGUUUUUACAAGUUUGUAUAUAAAAUGUACACUAAUAUCAUUGAAGUAAUUUGAUUAAAUGUAGGAAGUGGUAGUGAUAAUAAAAACGUAACAAAGUAUGAAAUAAUCAUGAAUUUUAUUUGAAAACCUG